Messenger RNA from Ilyonectria robusta, 1311 nucleotides. RefSeq lists its product as uncharacterized. Gene Ontology annotation, cellular component: nucleus. The record is from RefSeq and is a predicted model, not a curated record. Bases 1 to 1311 code for a protein of 436 amino acids. NCBI's taxonomy places the organism in Eukaryota, Fungi, Ascomycota, Sordariomycetes, Hypocreales, Nectriaceae. Gene Ontology annotation, biological process: positive regulation of transcription by RNA polymerase II. Gene Ontology annotation, molecular function: transcription cis-regulatory region binding; DNA-binding transcription factor activity. The transcript is spliced from 4 exons.
AUGUCGGAGCUUCCGGCGCGGCGAUGGCAAUUCAAGUUUGUCGGUGGCCCAAGUAGAAAGCGAUGUAGACGAGGCGGCCUGCCUGCUCACGACAGGGGCCGAACCUCCCCUGCCUCGAGCAAGGCCGCUCACCCAGAGGAUAAGGGUUCGAGCUCGAGGAACAGUCCACAGCAACAUCACACAUCAUGUGAGGAUACAGUCAGUAACCAGGUCACCACCUGCCUGCCGCCCCUUCCAUCUGCUGGACCUUCAUCGAUAGUCCAGCCACGUGUACACGGAAGCCCUGAUAUUCUCUCCGGUGGGCCAAACCUCGACAGCAUCUCAAUACCUACCCCCGAGUCUAGCCAGUGGCUCUGUGAUCCCUCUGCCUUCACUGGGUACUAUUUGCAAUCCCCAGCUUUCAGCUUGGAGGGAGAUACUACCCUCAACAUCUUUACGCCUUCCACCAACCACACCACCGAUAUAUUCAACACAUACGAAAGCGAGACACCACGACUAGGGUCGAGCUUCAACAAUGCUUGGGAAAGGCUGGUCACACGCUACGACGAAGAAUUCUGUGUGUUGCCGCUCACCUACAACUUCGACGCGAACCCAUUUCGACGUGACCCGGAAACGAUCAAGACGUCGGAGCUUCUUUUACACUCUGUACUGACAUGUUCUUACAAGCACGUGGCCAGGGAUGCAGGAAGCUUCUUUCCUGAAGCUUUCCACCAUUGGGAACAGGCCAUGCGGCUACUUGCAGAAAUCGAGGAACAGACAGAUUUCACCUCUUUCGAACCCGCCGUUCUUGAUUCAAUCCUUAUUCUCAUGUCUCUGGACUGUGCCACAUCCGCGGAUGGGCCUUGGCCCUACCAUCUCCAGCGCGCGCAUAAAAUGCUGGAAACCAUGGAACAGCUCCAUAUCCCCAAUACACCGCGUGUAAAAGCGCAGAUUGGCAUGCUCGUAUGGUGGGAUGUUACGUUGGCACUGACAAGGCGACAAGGAUGCAUCCUCUCCGAGUCAACCAUCAUGGGCCAGCUCGAUUCUACCGACGGGAGCAACCCAGCUCUUUACAAUAUGGCUGGGUGUCCAAAGGAUCUAUUUAUGUACAUGGUGCGACUGGGAGACUACUCUAGAGAGUUCGAGCUCGCCUUUACCAUGAAGUAUGUGGAAUUCGACAUGGAGCUCGUGCUUGCCGCAGAGAAAGGUAUUCGAGAAUGGUCGGUCCCGCAGAUGGAUGACUCGAACCUCCUGACUGACCCUGAAGAGGCUCACGAGCUGGAUGACCUAGCUCAGCAGAGGCAAGACGAGAUUCACUGCGCCGAAGCCUAG